AGGAGACACUAUUGUUGAUGAGGAGCCGCGGCGGUGGCUGCACCACCUCGUCUCUGCCCGCCGCUGCCCGCGCGCCCCCCGUUCCCGAAGUCAGGCUUCGUCACCCGCUGGCUCAGGCCUUCUCUCAGGCUCCGAGCAACCGGUCCCCGCCGCCCGGCAUCCCCCGGCGCCCGCGGGCCUCAGUCUCUGUGGCGGGGGGACCAUGUCCCAGCGGGUGAGGCGCAAUGGGUCUCCCACGCCCGCCGGCGCCCUCGCGGGUGGCGCGGUCGGCCCGGCCGGGGGUCCCGGGAGCCGCCUGCAGCCCAUGAGGGCGACCGUGCCGUUCCAGCUGAAGCAGCAGCAGCAACAUGGCAGCCCCACGCGGGGCGGCGGCGGCGGCGGCGGCGGCAACAACGGUGGCUGCGGCGGCGCUUCAGGCCCCUCGGGUGGCGGCGGCGGUAGCGGCCCGCGCACCGCCUCGCGCAGCACCAGCCCCACGCGCGGCGGCGGCAGCGGCAGCGGUGGCGGCGGCGGGAGCGCGGCGGCGCGCACCAGCCCCACGGUGGCCACGCAGACGGGCGCGUCCGCGACGUCCACGCGCGGUACCAGCCCCACGCGCGGCACGGCGCCUGUGGCCCGAAGCAGUCCUCCCCGACCGCAGCCGCCGCCGCCCCUGCUGGGCACCGUGUCGUCGCCCAGCUCGUCGCCCACCCACCUGUGGCCCGGCGAGGUGAGCGCGGCCCCACCCCCCGCCCGCGUCCGCCACCGGAGGAGGUCCCCAGAGCAGGGUCGGCCUUCGGCGGAGAAGAGGAGCCCCAGCGCCCCGGUGUGCAAAGCAGGUGAUAAGACACGCCCACCUUCCUCAAGCCCCUCCAGCAUUAUCAGACGCACUUCCUCCCUGGAUACACUCGCAGCUCCAUACCUUGCUGGGCACUGGCCCCGAGAUAGUCGAGGGCAAGCCGCACCCUGCAUGAGGGACAAAGCUACACAGACGGAGAGUGCGUGGGCUGAAGAGUAUGCUGAAAAGAAGAAAGGAUCUCAUAAGCGCUCAGCAUCCUGGGGCAGCACAGAACAGCUUAAAGAGAUUGCAAAAUUACGACAGCAAUUGCAGAGAAGCAAACAUAGCAGCCGUCAUCAUCGAGAUAAAGAAAGACAGUCUCCAUUUCAUGGCAACCAUGCAGCUAUUAACCAGAGCCAGGCCCCUGCUCCAAAGAGCACACUUGUUCCUGUUGUCCCCAUCACCAAGUCCACAGGCUCUCGGUUCCGGAACAGUGUGGAAGGACUGAACCAGGAGAUCGAGAUCAUAAUUAAGGAAACUGGGGAGAAGGAAGAGCAGCUUGUUCCACAAGAUAUUCCAGAUGGUCAUCGUGCACCUCCUCCCCUCGCUCAGAGGAGCAGCAGCACUCGCAGCAUCGACACACAGACCCCUGGAGGGGCAGACAAGAGCAGCAACAACAGCAGCCGCUCUCAAUCUGUGUCCCCCACAUCCUUCCUCACCAUCUCCACUGAGGGCAGCGAGGAGAGUCCCUGCUCAGCUGAUGACCUGCUUGCUGAUCCCAGGGAUAAAGAAAAUGGAAACAACUCUCCUUUGCCAAAAUAUGCAACCUCACCAAAACCUAACAACAGUUACAUGUUCAAAAGGGAACCUCCAGAGGGCUGUGAACGAGUCAAAGUCUUUGAAGAAUGCUCGCCAAAACAGCUUCAUGAAAUUCCAGCCUUUUACUGUCCUGACAAAAACAAGGUGAAUUUCAUUCCUAAAAGUGGCUCUGCUUUCUGCCUCGUGAGUAUCCUCAAGCCACUUCUUCCCACACCAGAUCUUACCCUCAAGGGCUCUGGUCACAGCCUGACAGUCACCACUGGCAUGACGACCACUCUGCUUCAGCCCAUCUCCAUGGCCUCCCUGUCUGCAAACACAGAGCAAGACAGGGUGUCCCGAGGAACCAGUACAGUCCUGCCAUCCGCCUCCCUCCACGCACCGCCAGAACCAAUCGAGGAAGCUGAAGGAUAGGUCCCAGCUCAUGUCUGGUUCCUGGAAACUGAGAACCCUGCAGAUCACGUGACUGUGAUGGUUUCGUGUCCUCCCAGCUGGCUGUGAAGUGCUUUGGCUUUCCAGUGAUGUGUGACGAGGCUGCUGGAAGAACGCAUCCCUGUGAGUGCUCUGCCCUGCGCAUGAAGGCCGCCAACAGAAACAUGGGAGGUCUCUUUACUUUUGGAGGAACAAAAUCACAUUUUCAUUUGUUUUCAAAUUAGACUUGUUUAAAACAAAACAGACAAACAUGAAACCUAAUCCCUGCAAACAUGAUUUCUGAAGGGAGAUAUGAUUGAUGCUGCAAGAAACCAUCUUUUAUAUGAAAAUGACUAUUUUAUAAUACCAAUGUUACAUUUUCUGAAGUAGCAAACAGGAUGUUCAAAAGAUUCUUUGGUGGCCUCUGUUUCUUCUUUCCCUUUUCUAGGUGUUACUUUUCUCAGCUGUUUUCAGCUUUGGGACCAAAGGGAUUGUUGACAUUUCCCCAGCAAUGUCAAUCUCAUGACUGUGUUCUUCUCCCAAAUAAGAAUUGAUAGGUAAAUGCAUUGAACCAAGUAUAUAUGAAAAGAUAAAAAGCAAUAUUCGUACAUUAUGUGAUUUAUGUUUUUUGAUGUCAGAAUUUGUGCUUUGGUGAAGUAUUUGUAAAACUGCUGUUUUCUGCACUAUCCUGCUCACAUCUCAGUGUGUGGUCAGAAAAGUGACAGUCUAAAGAAAGACAGGUGCUUUAACAGUCAGUGAGCCAAAAGAAACUCAAGUGUGGAUUGUUAGCUAGGCGUGCAGCGCUCUCUGGUUUUCUGUAAACUGUGUCACGUGGUUGCCCCCUUCGCCGGGUGUCAUUCUCCCUUUAGUCAUCACUGUAUCAUAGCCCCAAGAGACCCUGAAAUGGCUGUGCAUGGAUUUCCUCCUCUGCUUCCGUGGUGGUGUUGUCUUGUGGACUUGGUCAGGGUUAGUAGUUUGCCAGGAGUGUAAUCCACUGAGUAGCAAUCCAUAGCCCAAGAACCCUGAGGACUGACUUUUUCCUGAUGGCAAUUGACACUGAUUUGUUACCUACAGAUUUUUCUAAUUUCUUCUCCAACAUUCUACACACUGGGGGAAAUAAAGAAGAGGUUUGAACUUACAACAGGUACCUUUGGAAGAUCUGUACAGUUUUGGGUUUGGGUUCAUCUGGUAACCAUUGCCAGUGUCCUAUAACAGUAUUUAAUUUCUAGGUGUGUGGUAGUAAAAUUAAGGAGCAGCUCUUUGGAAGUGAAUUCCAUCAGUGUUGGUGAAGCAUUGUUUUAAUACUGUCACACACUAACCUACGCUGCUACAUACAUCAGACAAGUUUUAAAGCCUGCAAGAGUGGCCCACCGCUUGGAAGGCUAAUUCUACCCACUGGUCCAGUCAUUCCAUCAAAACCUUGAAGUACUAGCAGUGCAUUUCCUGCCAGGUGUUAGUUACCUCAGAAUGUCUGGGCAUUUUAACGUAGGCUAUACUUAAUGUUAAAUGAGGGAUAUUUUGACUAAUCACAUAAAUUUGAACAUCUAUGAGAAUCCAUCAGUUUUUGGUUAGGAAGACUGAUAAAUUUUGGCACUUUAGCCAUCCAAAGAUUAACUUCCUGGGCACUAGUAAAUUAUAGCUUCUAAGUCAGCAAAACUCUCAGUUGUUUGGGGUAUAGACUUGUUAGUUGGUUGGGUUUUGUUUUUCAGGUUUUUUGGUUUUUGUGGGUUUUUUUGUACCUUUUUUAUUUUUUUCUGCCUCGCCAUGCCUGUUGACAUUACUAUUUUACCAGUAUCAUAAGUACAGAAGAAAGGCACAUGCCAGUCAGUUGAGUUGAUCUGAAGGGAGAAGGAGGUAUUUAAAAGCAAAGGGUUUUGCUUAAUUUCAUUUGCUCAUGAGACGGGCUCUUAUUAUGUAGCCCUAGCUGGUCCUGAACUUGCUGUGUGAACCAGGCUGGCCUGGAACUCAGAUCUACUAGCCUCUGCCUCCCAAGUACUGAGAUCAAAGGCUUGCACCACCAAUUUCCUAGUUGCCAUAUUUUUAACCCUUUGGGGUCCCCCACUUGAAUUCUAUUAAAUUUAUGUUUUGUUCUGUUUUUUUCUUUUGUUGUUCACCACCUCUUCUCUUGUUUUACAAAUAGUGUUACUCUGUAAUAGAUUUCUCUCCACUGUGUUGUACUUGUUGGGCAGAUCGAGUUCUCUGCAGUUGCACGUAUCUUUGAAGUAACAUGGAGGGGGACAGGUCUCAGGUCAAUCUGCUCUUAGAACUUUAGUCUGAGGUUUGGGUUGGAAGAAGAUUGUGAAUUUGCUAGUAAAUGAAUUGUACGGUGACCAAACACUUUUUGAGUUUUGGAGAAAUAAAACCAGAAGAAAAACAAAAAAGAUCUAGGUCCAAAACCAACUCUGAACUGCCAGGGCCAAAGGGCUAAUUUUUAAGCAUAUGAGCUUUAUUGAAGUCUUAAAAUAUAUUAACCAUAUAUCCACCUCGCUGUUUUAUUUAUCUCUUAAUUCCCAGGUGGUUGGUUUUAAAAAUGGGUCUACUCUCAGUAGAGUGGGUAUGAUUAUAUUCACAAACCAUACUCCAUAGUUAUGGUCAUUCUGUAGAAACUGUACAGCAGUAGAGUAGCUUUAAUGGAAAUAAUUUUUCCAGUGCUGGGGAUUAAACCCAGGGCCUCGUGCAUGCUAAGCAAGUGCUGUCACUGGCUUAUCUCCCCAGUCCCUAAUUUAAAUGUUUAACUAAAAAAAUUUACUUCCAUUGCAGUAAAAGUGAGUGGCAUGUUUUUUUGUUGUUGUUUUGUUUUGGCCAAAGAAGCUGUUCCCUAGUUAUUUGUCUGUCUUUACCCUCGAGCAGUUUCUGCCCUGCCAUGAUAGAUGUACAGGUUUACUGUUUCUGAGAUGGUAAGUCAGCUACUUACCAUUGCUUUAUGGGCAAUCGUGUUUUUAAAAAUUGUAGUUUUGCUUUCUUUGGUUUAAUAUGGUGUGAAUGUCAAAAUUAUUUCUAUACUAGAUUCUUCAUAUUGUUUAAAGUGUUUCUUAGACCCUAGGACCAUAACCAGAUCUGCCUCUGAGAAGACACUGUUGCUAACUGGGGUGUAUCUGGCAACAGGGAAAGACUGCCUAUCUUUAUUUUUACUUUUUAUGUUUUGAUUAAAGAAACAGUUGGCUUUUCCUAGAAGAAGGUCUAAAAAAAUGGCAGAAUGUUUAGCUUUCUCUGUGCCUGGGAUUAGAACUGAGAUGUUACGGUUUUCAAGGAAAACUAAAUUCAAAUUGUCACUACUACUAAAUUUGUAAAAGUUGAGAUUCAUUCCUUAAUGUUGGGUUUGGAGUGUGUCAAAACUGGACUAAUGGAAGUGCUGAAUUUGCAAAAUAAAGCCAAGAUACUUAACUGCACUUUAAGGUUUCUGGGUACUCUGCCUUCAUUAGUGACCCGCAGAGUGGCUCUGAACAGUAUUUUGUUUAUACAGUCCUGUUGGAGAUAUAUAAUUUAUGUUUUUUAAACUCUGCAUCUUUGUCUCUGUUGAUGUAAAUCUUUUUUAAUGCAAUUUUUUAAAGUUAUAACAAAAUCCCCCCCCAAGCAUUUCCAGCGAUGAUAAGUAUUGUUGUGGACUGUGUCCCUGCAGCCUGUGCUUCCUGCUGCCUCACAGGGAAUAGAACUCCUAUGUUCAAAUAAAGUCUGUUGUUCUUGA
Messenger RNA from Mesocricetus auratus (golden hamster), 5669 nucleotides. It is a transcript of the gene Fam117b, whose product is annotated as family with sequence similarity 117 member B. The coding region runs from base 203 to 1987 and encodes 594 amino acids. The transcript has 8 exons. The record is from RefSeq and is a predicted model, not a curated record. Lineage: Eukaryota; Metazoa; Chordata; Mammalia; Rodentia; Cricetidae.